Anolis carolinensis (green anole) is the source of this 8669-nucleotide messenger RNA. Its product is annotated as zinc finger protein 160-like. The record is from RefSeq and is a predicted model, not a curated record. Gene Ontology annotation, biological process: regulation of transcription by RNA polymerase II. NCBI's taxonomy places the organism in Eukaryota, Metazoa, Chordata, Lepidosauria, Squamata, Anolidae. Gene Ontology annotation, cellular component: nucleoplasm. Gene Ontology annotation, molecular function: DNA-binding transcription repressor activity, RNA polymerase II-specific; RNA polymerase II cis-regulatory region sequence-specific DNA binding. The transcript has 2 exons. Bases 303 to 2087 code for a protein of 594 amino acids.
CUUUCCCGCUCUGAUGCCGCUUCCGGUGUGGCGUGAGGAGAAUUUCUUCGGUGGGGAAGGUCAUGAGAAGGAGAAAUUUGUAUAGCUUUUUGUGGUGAUGUAGAAAGCAAUCAAGACUGUGGUGUAGAAGGACAUGAAAAUCAAAUUGCAAAAUGAAAAACCAAUGAAAGAAAGAGAAGAAGAAUUCAGCUCAGUUGGAGAAUAUCUGUGAACUCGAACCUCCCCCAGGAAAACUAGAGAGUGUAAAGAAAGGCAAACUAAUAAGUCUGGGGGAAAAAUUCCAGUAUAAAUUUAACUGAAACAUGAAUUGCACAAUUAGCACAGAAGAGAAACCACAUGAAUGCAUAGAAGUUGGAAAGAGCGCCAGUCAGAGUGUGAAUUCACAUCAAGAAUCCCAUACAGGGAAGAAAUCCUAUCAAUGCUUGGUAUGUGGUAAGAGUUUCACUCAGAGUGGAAAUUUGCUCUCACAUCAAAGAAGACAUACAGGGGAUAAACCAUAUAAAUGCCCAGUAUGUGCAAAGAGCUUCAGUGACAGUGGAGCAUGUACUGUCCAUCAAAGGACCCAUACCGAGGAGAAGCCAUAUAAGUGCAUGGAAUGUGGAAAGAGCUUCGGUCAAAGGUCAUACCUAAGUGUCCAUCAAAGGUCCCAUACAGGGGAGAAACCAUAUAAAUGUGUUGAAUGUGGACUAAGCUUCCGUUACACUGGAAGUUUGCGCGUACAUCAAAAAAUCCACAUAGGGGAGAAAUCAUACAAAUGUAUGGAAUGCGGAAGGAGUUUCUUGCGUAAUGACUGUUUACUGUCACAUCUAAGAACUCAUACAGGGCAGAAACCGUAUAAAUGCGUGACAUGUGGAAAAAGCUUCACUCAGAGUGGAAGUCUGAAUAUCCAUAAAAAAUUCCACACAAAAGAGAAACCGUAUGAAUGUACUGAGUGUGAAAAGACUUUCAAGUUCAUGGGAAGCCUGCGUUCCCACCAAAAGAUUCACACAGGGGAGAAGCCAUAUAAAUGUGAGGAAUGUGGAAAGAGCUUCUCUCGUAAUGGCAAUUUACAUUUACAUCAAAGAAUUCACACAGGGAAAAAACCAUAUGAAUGCAUGGAUUGUGGAAAGUGUUUCACACAGAACGCACAUUUAAAGGGACAUCAAAAAAGCCACACAGGAGAGAAACCCUUUAAGUGCAUAGAGUGUGGAAAGAACUUUGCCCAUAGUCAGAACUUACGGGUGCAUAACAACAUGCACACAGGGGAGAAACCAUAUAAAUGCAUGGAAUGUGGAAAAAGUUUCACACGGAACACACAUUUAAAGCGACACCAAAGAACCCAUACAGGAGAGAAACCCUAUAAAUGCACAGAGUGUGGAAAGAACUUCUCCCAAAGUCAAUAUUUACAGGCGCACAACAGAACCCACACAGGGGAGAAGCCAUUUAAAUGCAUGGAAUGUGGAAAGAAUUUCACACAGAAUGCAGAUUUAAAGGUACACCAAAAAAGCCACACAGGAGAGAAACCCUAUAAAUGCAUGGAGUGUGGAAAGAACUUCACCCAUAUUCAACAGUCACGGGCGCACAACAGAAUCCACACAGGAGAAAAACCCUAUAAAUGCAUAGAGUGUGGAAAGAACUUCACCCAUAUCCAGAACUUACGGGUGCACAACAGAACCCACACAGGGGAAAAACCAUUUAAAUGCAUGGAAUGUGGAAAGAGUUUUGCACAAAAUGCAUAUUUAAAGGUACAUCAAAAAAGCCACACAGGAGAAAAACCCUAUAAAUGUAUAGAGUGUGGAAAGAACUUCUCCCAAAGUCAUCAUUUACGGGCGCACAACAGAACCCACACAGGAGAGAAGCCAUUUAAAUGCGUGGAAUGUGGAAAGAGUUUCACACAGAAUGUAAAUUUAAAGGUACAUCAAAAAAGCCACACAGGAGAAAAACCCUAUAAAUGCAUGGAGUGUGGAAAGAACUUCUCCCAAAGUCAACAGUUACGGGUGCAUAACAGAACCCACACAAGGGAAAAACCAUUUAAAUGUAUGGAAUGUGGAAAGACCUUCAGACAGAGUGGCUAUCUACAAUUACAUAAAAAAACCCAUACAGAGUAGAAAGGUUAUUGAGGCAUGGAACAUUGAAGCAGCUUUAGACAGAGUCAAAAUCUACAUUCACGUAAGUCACUAAGUUACGAACAAGACAGGUUCUGUAGGUUUAGUCUUAAGUUGAAUUUGUCAAUCAGGAACAGGUACAUUUUUAAGUGUAACUCCAGUCAUAGAAUCAGAAUUGAAAGAGACCUCGUGGGCUAUCCUAUCUAAUCCCCUGCCAAAAAGCAGCCAAAUAUAUAUUUUAAGCUUUGGAGAGUAUAGGGUAGGGUUAACACUCUUGUGAGGUUUCCUUUGCUGUCUGUGCCUCUGUUGAGAAGAUUUCACCUCACUUUCUGUUCCUGUGAGAAUUGGAUUUUGAAAAAGUUGACUUGUGGAAACAAGGAUUGGAGAUCAAAGUUCAGUGGAGACACCUUUUCCCCGUGAGAACUCUUUCAGGAGUAAAUUUCCCUUCCAAGCGGUAGAUUUCUCUUAUUCCCUGUCGUCUCAUCCCUGUUUGUAACUAUAAGUCAUUUCUAAGUUAGAUGUUUGUAACUUGGAGACUGCCUGUACAUGGAAUGUGAUUCAGUCUAGAGUGGAUGGACAUCUACCUUCAGAUCAAAGAAUUCACAGGGAACUCUGACCGAGAUGGCCAACCAUUAGCUGUAUCGGCUUUGCAAGAUUUAUUACUGUUAUAGCCCAGCAGCAGUCACAGCAGUUGGGGGCUGAUCAGUUGACUUAGAGUCAGAUGGAAUUGUGGACUUUCCUGGGAUUCGUUCUAAUGGAGGCCCUGGGAGUCAUUCUCAUAGAGGGCCAGAAAAUGAAACUAUUUUAGAUAGCGAUACAGGCAUAGAUGCAGUGCCUGAGACUAAGUGCCUCUGAACCUCAAGGCCAGUCACAGGAGUUGGAGUCAAUUAGUCUAGCGAAGACUAAUUGAUGAGAAAGUCUCAUGGGAACGUUCCUGGUGAUACUGACCUAAGCAAGGAGGCAUGCUUACAGAUUUGAGCUGAUCGGCAACUUCGUAAAUCAGCAUGGCUUCGAAGCAGAAAUUCCAUGGUAGAUGUAAUGCUUUUGUGUCGGUUUACUAAGAGAUAAGGAGUGCCAUGCCAGCCACAUGACCUUGCAGGUGUCUACAGACAACGCCGGCUCUUCGGCUUAGGAAUGGAGAUGGUCACCAACCCCCAGAAUCGGACACGACUGGACUUAAUGUCAGGGGAAACCUUUACCUUUACUAACAGGCACUCUGAUCUUCAGUUCAGACAACAUGGCUUUCAAGUUGCAGUCAGGCCUGGGUUCUCUAGUUCUCUUGGUUUUGGGACUCAAGUAUUCUGAGAGUUUUUCCAUGUUCUUGCUGAUAACCGUCGUUCACGUUUUGCUUAUGGACUUAAGCUGCCUUUGGAUUCUGGAACUACUCUAGAACUGUAUUGCUUUUGGAUUUACAAGAGAAUUGAUUGCUGACCUUUUGGAUUCUACACCUUAUUAUUCCUGCUUUUACUAUAUAUCUUUUGUCUGUUUUUGCAAUAAACUGUUAGUCUCUACUCUAGAUGCUUAUGUGUGAUGCUGUGAUCAUAGGUGGCCUCAGGCCUGGAGUAUGACAAGAUCAGACAUAGAACUGAGCUGAGAACUUGCAAGAAGAAAACACUUACUUAGGCGAUCCCUCAUAGUUCGAGGAUGAUAGUCCUCCAUUUCUUGGAAGACGCCUGUGCGUGAUUUUUUAAAAAUGUGUGGAGGUCGGUCAACACACAGUCUUCACAGACUGAGGCCCCAGCAGUGGUGUGAUUAACACAAGAGUGGCUUCUCAGUCUGUUGCAGCCUUCUUCCGCCUUCACAGCCAUUGUAACAUGUACCAUGUUAUCCUCCGCCUGCUCCGCCAUUGAGGUCUUUGGGUCUUCAGAUUGUUCUUGGUCUGGAUCAUCUCCUGUGGCCACUCCUGGGAGUGUGUGACUCCUGUGGUUGUGCCCUCAGGUUCAUUGGAACAUGCAAGCCCCCUCACCACGUCAAGGUGACAUCACUGCACACAAUGAAAGUGAAGAGAACAAUAGAGAAUCCAUUUAGGUCAUUUAGACAGAACGCGCCUCCAAAUUAGUAGGUAUCUUCAACCUGUGGCCCUCUGGUUGUUUGGGUCUCGAACUCUGAGAAUCCCUCGCCAGCUUAUCGAAUGGUAAGGAAUUUUGGAGGCCAAAGUCCAAAACACUUGGGAAGACUGCAGAUGGUGCAGAUCUGAUUUACAGCAUAAUUGAUAGCCCCCACUUGGGCUUGGAACGCGCCUGAAUGUAUAUUUAUAUGUACAGUAGAGUCUCCCUUAUCCAAGCUAAACGGACCGUCAGAAGCUUGGAUAAGCGAAUAUCUUGGAUAAUAAGGAGGGAUUAAGGAAAAGCCUAUUAAACAUCAAAUUAGAUUAUGAUUUUACAAAUUAAGCACCAAAACAUCAUGUUAUACAACAAGUUUGACAGAAAAAAUAGUUCAAUACGCAGUAAUGUUAUGCUGUAAUUACUGUAUUUACAAAUUUAGCACCAAAAUAUCACGAUAUAUUGAAAAUACUGUCUACAAAAAUGGCUUGGAUAAUCCAGAAGCUUGGAUAAGCGAGGCUUGGAUAAGUGAGACUCUACUGUAUAACUAUGUAGGUUUUUUAAUGUAAGCUCUCAAUUUUAAUGUAAUUUUUAAUCUAAAUGGAUUUUCAAAUGUGAUAUAAAUUGUUUGAAUGUAUAUGUUCAUGUUGUAAGCCGUCCUGAAUCCCCUGAGGGGUGAGAAGGGCAGGGUAGAAAUGAUGUAAUAAAUAAAUAAUUUUUUGAUGGAAAGAGAGCUUGGCUGGAAAUCUGUUACCUUUGAGUGAAUGCAAAUAACUUACAUUGUAAAUAUGUGAACUCCGCCUGCCAUUAUGAAAUUGUUUGUAAAUUGGAAGUACAGUAGAGUCUCACUUAUCCAACAUAAACGGGCCGGCAGAAUGUUGGAUAAGUGAAUAUGUUGGAUAAUAAGGAGAGAUUAAGAAAAAGCCUAUUAAACAUCAAAAUAGGUUAUGAUUUUACAAAUUAAGCACCAAAACAUCAUGUUUAACAACAAAUUUGACAGAAAAAGUAGUUCAUUACACAUUAAUGCUAUGUAGUAAUUACUGUAUUUAUGAAUUUUAUGAACCAAAAUAUCGUGAUAUAUUGAAAACAUUGACUGCAAAAAUGUGUUGGAUAAUCCAGAACGUUGGAUAAGUGAGUGUUGGAUAAGUGAGACUCUACUGUAGUUCUGAAAGGGAUGGACAUUAUACUCCUCGAAAGAACUUAAGACCAAAUUUAAGUGGUUAUAGGCAGAAAAUUAGAAUUAAUCUUAUAUAUAUAUAAAAGAGUGAUGGCAUCACGGCGACCCACAAAACAACAAAACUACAGGCCCCCCCAACCUCGAAAUUUGACAACACAGCCCAUCAUCCACGCCUCUAGGUUGAUACAACAAAAAGAAAAGAAAAAUAAAGUCCUAAUUAGAGAGAGAGGAAUAAUUGCUUUUAUCCAAUUGCUGCCAGUUAGAAGGCUAAGCUCCUCCAACUUGGUCUCCUAGCAACCCAAAAAAAUAAAUAAAAAACACUAAAAAAUUAAUACAAUAAAAUACUAUAAUAACAGAAAAUAACUAAAAAUAAUACAAGAAAAUAAUAAAAUAUAAUAAAUAAAAAUAUAACUUACAAUAAAAUUGAUAAAAAAUGCAAAUAACGUCAAAUAAAAAUUUCACAACAAUUUGUAACCAAUACCACCACCACUUUGCCACAGCAACGCGUGGCUGGGCACAGCUAGUCUUACUAUAAUUGAGAUUUAAACAACUAAAAUGUGGAAAGGGAAAAAUCAAUGUAACCUUUGCAGUUAUCUGUGACCUGUUAGCGGAUUAUUCCAAAACUAUAACGUUAAAAGUUGCCAUAUUUGCAGUCGCAGCUCAAAAAAUCCAAGUCAAAUUUGUAAAGUCUGCAGCGGAGGCUAGAAAUGGAAAUGGAAACAGUUUGGGAUAAUGCAAAUCAGAUAUUGUUAUUAUCAUGCCUACGGGGAUUGUCACUGCUACUAUAGCUUGAAAGAGCUAGUUUGUAGAAUAAGUUUUAAUAUUUGUAUUGGAAAGUGUAUUUUGUACUUUUAAAAAUUGUAUGUUAUUUGAUGGUCAUGGCCUAUGGCUAGUACAAUAAACAACUCAUUCAUUCAUUCAUGUCUUCUCUGAUGCUUGCAAGGGGGUAGAAAGUGUUUUACAACAUGCCAUAAAAUACUGAAAACAUUGAGAAUGGACAGUUCGAAGUUUGACUUCGAAAUUCCAGUAGUAUUACUAUCUGAGAUCUGCAAUCGAACGUUGGAUCUGAAAUAACGUGUGAAAGACAUCCAAAUUCCAAACAGAUGAUAGAACCAAAAUUUGAUAUGUUUAGAUCGGAUAUUUUUUGUUGAAAUAUAUCGUUUUAAGAAGGUAGUUGAAAGACAUUUUAGGGAAAUCACUGUUUCUAUCAAGAAACUCUGACACCACCUCAGCCCUGUCGGCUUGUUCGCAAACUGCUUUUUUUACGUUUAAUGUUUUAACUGUUUACGAUUAUUACAUCUAUUAGUAAACGUCCUAAAUGUUUGAUUUAUAUAUUUAAGUUCCUAAUUUUGUUACUUUUGAGUUCUAUAAGUACACCUGAUGUUUACUGUUGAGGAUUUGGUCUGUUUUGUUCUGUUAUACCGGCAUUAAAUGUUUGCCGAUUUUCUGUUGUAAACCGAGUCCAAGAUAGGGCGGUAUAGAAAUAAAGUUUAUCAUGAUGAUGAUGAUGAUUAAGAAAUACAAACAGGAUUAAUCUACUUUCACACAGAGCAUAUUGCAAAUUCAAGGUAAGACUUAGAAAAUGCCCAGGAUAGACUAAUGAUGAUUAAUUUAAAAUCAAAGGCAAUCAGAUUCAGAGCUGACUAAUUUUAAACAAUUUAAAAAUCCUUGGUAGAGCUCUUCAAGCAGGCCUUUGACAAUGGCUAAGGCACCAGCUAAAUUAGAUGCCCAAAACAGAUUGUUGUUCUGCUCUCGCACUUUAAUGUUUACAUUUUAACUUGGUUCGUGGUUGGGAUGUUCAACUUGGUUUUAUAGCCCAUUUUUAACUAGAAACUACGUUUUUAUUAUUUUUAAAUUGAGUUUUUUUUUUUGUUAAUUUCUGUGUUUAUGUCAAUUGGUGUCAUUGAUAUUUAUAAAUGCUGAUGUAUUUUAUGUGCUUUGUGUAGCACCGUUAUGUGUUACGUUAGGUAGAUAAAUAAUGGACUGUUAGACAGGAUUGCAGUGACUGUAACCUCGUGUAAUACUGUUGGAAAAUACAGUUCUAAUGGACAUGUGGUCACACAUCCACUGAAGGGUUAAGUAGGUGGUGAUGUGAAACUGAGGGGACAUGGCCAUGGGACAGGCAUGACUAGUUACAUCAUUCACUGUUGUCCCUGUUUGAUGACGAAGACAAAGUUUUGUGUAAUCAAGUUUUGCCAUGUUUUUGUGACAGAACCAAUUAGGAAAUGACGUUUAUCAACCAGGAACAGAAAUCAUAGCACACCAUCAAACCACUCCUGACAGAUGCCCAUCAGCCUCAGAAUAAGGAAACCUGUUCCUGAUUUAAAAGUGUUAUUUCCUGUUUGAUUGGGUUUUUUUUGGGGGGGGGGGUUGAGAGUGUGUGACAUGCCCAAGAUCACCCAGUGGGUUUCCAUGGCUGAGAGGGGAAUUAGGCCACAAUUGUAGUCCAACUCUCAAACCACUACACUACACCAUUCUCUCUCUCUCUCCCUCCCUCCCUCUCUCUCUCCCCCCCCCUCUCUCUCAACCUCUCAAACCCUCAACAGAUGAAAACCAGGACAUCUCCUAUGGCCAACAUCCAAGUUUGGUCAAGAUGGUCAAUGUUAUUAAUAACGAAAGUGUGAGGACCAAAGGGGGUGGGGAAUGUUAAGAGGAGAGAGGAACUGGGACAUCUGGAAAAUGUAGUUUUAAAUCAGUCAUAUGGCUCCUCUGACUGUUAUCAUUGGGGAAAAUUCAGGGGCUGCUAUCUCCCUUAUUUUUAAAGCUAUUGGGGUGAAACUUGCUACAGUAGUAGGACAAAUUUACCAUGCAUCAAUGCCUGAGAAAGAGGAGCAGGGAGUCAGGACGUGUUCUUCCUUGGGAAGCCACCCAGGUGCACACUGACUUGAGAAUGGAGGAUGGGAGGUUGGAAGAUUCCCAGCUUACUAAUGAAUCUCAGCAAGUUAACAAGCAAACUGACCUUGAUGGGAUGGGCUCCUUAGAUAGAGCUGAGCGUUUGGAAUUGAGAGUGCAUCGUAGUGUAAGGAUUGCAAACAGACGGGGGGAGGUUAGAGGGCAAAGGAAUGCUUUCAUGUGUUGCAAAGAGUGAUGUGAUAAAAGAGGUGCUUUGGGGAAAAACUGUUGUCAAAGCAACUUUCUCGCAACCGGAGAAGCAAGCUCUAGUUUCCCUGCUGUGCUUUGGAUUAUAUUGCAGGACAUGUAUCUAUGUUUCUUGGAUUUUGCCAUGUUUCCUUUGGAUGUUGUUUAUUCCUGGUAAGCUCUGGACUUAUAUCUCAAGACUAUAUUUGUAACUGACUUUUGGAUGCUUUACUUUUACUUUUGAAACACUUUUGACUAUCUUUCUUUAAUAAACUACAAAGACUCAAA